AUGAAGGAGGGAGAUUGGAAUGCAAUGUGGAAGUACUUCAAAGAGAUGUCUAUUGAUAACGAAAAUUUCUUUCACAAGCAUAGGUUGGGUCAGGAUAAUAGAUUACAAGAUGUGAUGUGGGUAGAUGUUAGGAUUAGAGAUGCUUACGAAGAGUUUGGAGACGUUGCAGUGUUUGACUCCACCUGCUUAACUAAUGAGUAUGACCUGCCAUUUUCUAACUUUGUUGGGGUUAAUCACCAUGGUCAAACCCUUCUGCUUGGGUGUGCAUUGUUAUCCCAUGAAAAUUCAGAGACAUUUGAAUGGUUAUUUACCACUUGGUUGUUAUGUAUGUCUAACAAAAAACCCAUAGGUUUUCUUACUGACCAAGACGUUGCCAUGAGGAAGGCCCUACGAGAUGUAAUGCCCGAUGUCCGACAUCGAUGGUGCUUGUGGCACAUACUUACCAAGUUCAGCCAUAAACUUGGAAAAUAUAAUGACUAUGAUUUUUUCAAGGUAGAGCUUCAUAAUGUGAUUUAUAAUAGCCUUACUAAAGAUGAGUUUGAAGUGCAAUGGAUUGGACUCAUUGAGAAUAUAAGAUUCUACCAUGAAAGGGAAAUGUGGGUGCCUGCAUUAAUGAACGGGAUGUUUCGGGCUGGAAUGAAGAGCACUCAAAGAUCUGAAAGCUUAAAAGUGGAAUCUAGAGCUAAUGAUGAACAACAGGCUGAUGCAGCUGACCAAAGGGCAGUUCGUCGGUUGGAAACCCAAUUUUUGGUUGAGAGAGCCUUUAGAAAAGUGUACAAAGAUGCUAAAUUCCUUGAGGUUCAAAAGAAGUGCAAUCGUGUACUGUACCUUACUUCUCUUCAGACUACUAUGGUAUCUGCUGAAGUUGUGCAUCAUAAGCAGGAGGACAGAUUGUGGGUGUUGUGUAAGGAAACACGCAAGGAAUUUUCAACAAAAUAUGGGCAAAAUUAUUUUGUCCAGAUAAAUUUGGAGACAAAAAUAGCAGAGUGUGAAUGCAAGCUAUUUGAAUGUGACUGUAUACUAUGUAGGCACAUUAUAAAAUUUUAUGACAUGCAUGACAUUCAAGAUGUCCCAGAAGUGUAUAUUCUGCGCCACUGGAGGAAAGAUGUGUCAAGGAAGCACUCACGUGUGAAGGUGGUGUACCAUGAUCCAAGUAAGACUGAAGAUGUUAUGAGGCAUGAUAAAUCAAUUCUUGCCUAUGAGCCAAUCAGCUUGAAGGCAGCUACGACUCCUGAGUGCAUUAAAAUUGUGUUGGAUUCAUUGCCGGUGUUGGAGAAGCGUUUGGAUCAACACUUGAUUGGUGUGGAAGAUGUGGAUUAUGAGAAAAUUUAUGAUGUUGGCACUCCUGGUUCAAUAACCAAGAGCUUGAGUCAAACCAACAAGAAGAGGGCAACUACUCCUAAAUCUAUUACCAAUGCAAGGAAUAAACCACAUAGAACAUCAAGUUGUAGGCACCGUUAUUGUGUUGAGCCAAAAAAGAAAACACCUAUUAGGAUAAAGAAAGGCAAAAAUGACGUUGCUGGUUGUUCACAGGAACCUCCCACUCAGGGCGUUGAUGAUGUUGAGUGUACACACACUUCCGCUGGAGGUAUUUCAUGA
Spinacia oleracea (spinach) is the source of this 1599-nucleotide messenger RNA. RefSeq names its product protein FAR1-RELATED SEQUENCE 8-like. Lineage: Eukaryota; Viridiplantae; Streptophyta; Magnoliopsida; Caryophyllales; Amaranthaceae. Gene Ontology annotation, molecular function: zinc ion binding. The transcript is spliced from 5 exons. The coding region runs from base 1 to 1599 and encodes 532 amino acids. The record is from RefSeq and is a predicted model, not a curated record.